AAGGAAACAAGCAGACGGAAGUGACGUCUUUUAGCGCCAGCCUCUUCCGCUCUCUUUUCGUUGAGGCUCAGCUUGCGGCCGGCCUGCAAACAUGCAGAUCUUCGUGAAGACGUUGACUGGGAAGACCAUCACCCUAGAGGUUGAGCCCAGCGACACUAUCGAAAAUGUAAAGGCAAAGAUCCAGGAUAAGGAAGGAAUUCCUCCUGAUCAGCAGCGUCUGAUCUUUGCUGGCAAACAGCUGGAAGAUGGACGCACAUUGUCUGACUACAACAUCCAGAAAGAAUCUACCCUGCAUCUGGUUCUGCGUCUGCGUGGUGGCAUCAUCGAGCCUUCACUCAGACAGCUUGCCCAGAAAUACAACUGUGACAAGAUGAUCUGCCGCAAGUGCUAUGCCCGUCUGCACCCCCGUGCUGUCAACUGCCGCAAGAAGAAGUGUGGGCACACCAACAACCUUCGCCCCAAGAAGAAGCUGAAGUAGACAUUUCGACUGCAACAGCACUCAAUGCCAUUUUGUGUUAAAAUAAAUGUAAGAAGAAGAAAUGGUGAA
Molecule: messenger RNA, 547 nt
Organism: Micropterus salmoides (largemouth bass)
Lineage: Eukaryota; Metazoa; Chordata; Actinopteri; Centrarchiformes; Centrarchidae
Product: ubiquitin-60S ribosomal protein L40
Exons: 5
Coding region: 92-478 (128 amino acids)
Biological process (GO): protein ubiquitination; modification-dependent protein catabolic process; translation
Cellular component (GO): ribosome; nucleus; cytoplasm
Molecular function (GO): structural constituent of ribosome; protein tag activity; ubiquitin protein ligase binding
Source: RefSeq, a predicted model, not a curated record